AGGAGGGGCCUGCGCCGCUGGAAAGCCUCAGGGGACGAGUGGGAGGAGCGAGGGUUUGUAGGGAGGGGAGGGCCCUGCGAAGGGUGUUCAUCUUGAGAGCCGGGUCUUACGCUUGAGGACCUGCUUGAGGAGUCGGGGUGGGCGGGGCCUGGCGUCGCAGCCCCAGCUCCUUUCUACCUGUAGCAUGGGGCACCGCACUCUGGCCGGCAGCCCGGGCCUCUGGGCUUCUGUCCCGUGUCCACGUGCGGAGCUGCGCCUGGACCUGGUUUUAGCUUCUGGACAGUCCUUCCGGUGGAGGGAGCGGAGCCCAGCACACUGGAGCGGCGUGCUGGCGGACCAGGUGUGGACCCUGACGCAGACGGAGGAGCAGCUGCACUGUACGGUGUACCGCGGGGACCCGGGCUGGCUAGGUAGGCCCACGCCGGAGGAGCUGGUGGCCGUGCACAAGUACUUCCAGCUGGAUGUCAGCUUGGCCCAGCUGUACAGCCGCUGGGGUGCUGUGGACUCCCACUUCCGGAAGGUGGCUGGGAAAUUCCAAGGGGUGCGACUGCUGCGCCAGGACCCCAUCGAAUGCCUUUUCUCCUUCAUCUGUUCCUCCAACAACAACAUUGCCCGGAUCACUGGCAUGGUGGAGCGGCUCUGCCAGGCCCUUGGCCCUCGGCUUGUCCAGCUCGAUGGUGUCACCUACCAUGGCUUUCCCAGCCUGCGGGCCCUGGCUGGGCCAGAGGUGGAGGCUCUCCUCAGGAAGCUGGGCCUGGGCUACCGUGCCCGAUACGUGAGUGCCAGCGCCCGAGCCAUCCUGGAGGAACGGGGUGGACCAGCCUGGCUGCAGCAGCUGCGAGAGGUCCCCUACGAGGAGGCCCACAAAGCCCUCUGCACCUUGCCUGGGGUGGGCGCCAAGGUGGCUGACUGCAUCUGCCUAAUGGCCCUAGACAAACCGCAGGCUGUGCCCGUGGACAUCCACGUGUGGCAGAUCGCACAGCGUGACUACAGCUGGCACCCCAGCACAUCCCGGGCCAAGGGUCCAAGUCCUCAGGCCAACAAGGAACUGGGAAACUUCUUCCGGUGCCUGUGGGGACCUUAUGCUGGCUGGGCCCAAGCAGUGAACUCCUUAUGCCCCUCCCACAGGUGCUGUUUUGUGCCGAUCUGCGCCAGCCACACCAUAAUCUGGAGCCACCAGCAAAGCUCAGAAAGCAGUCCACAGAGCCAGAAGUAUAGGAGGGGGCCUGAGCAGAGCAACUCCCCAAAUAACUUCCUGUCACCCACUGCUCCUCCCAGCCCCAUCCUUUCUUACACUGGUGUGGGGGGAAUCCCUGCAACUACCUCAGGGGCAAGGCACCUCCAAAUCAAGCAGUCAGUUUGCACAAGGUGGGGUGGGGAGUUUCUGGGGAGGCAAAACUGUAUGGUUUUAUCUUCUUCUCUUUAUUACAAGAAGGAACAAUAAAAUAGAAACAUUCGUAUGGAAAAUGCAGUGAGGAAAAAAAAAUGCAGUGAGGAGGGAAAGGGAGGAGAGGAGGGCAUGGGGCAGUUCAGGGAGGGAAGGGGAGGGAGUGAGCUGCCCCCAAACCUCCCCAGGAAGGAAACCCUGACACUAGACUGGGCUUAGAGUUGGGUGUUAGUGUGGA
This is a messenger RNA of Fukomys damarensis (Damara mole-rat), 1625 nucleotides long. It is a transcript of the gene Ogg1, whose product is annotated as 8-oxoguanine DNA glycosylase. Gene Ontology annotation, molecular function: 8-oxo-7,8-dihydroguanine DNA N-glycosylase activity; damaged DNA binding. Lineage: Eukaryota; Metazoa; Chordata; Mammalia; Rodentia; Bathyergidae. The record is from RefSeq and is a predicted model, not a curated record. The transcript has 7 exons. Bases 185 to 1444 code for a protein of 419 amino acids. Gene Ontology annotation, biological process: nucleotide-excision repair; base-excision repair; base-excision repair, AP site formation. Gene Ontology annotation, cellular component: nucleus.